Fusarium verticillioides 7600 is the source of this 162-nucleotide messenger RNA. RefSeq lists its product as hypothetical. The coding region runs from base 1 to 162 and encodes 53 amino acids. The record is from RefSeq and is a predicted model, not a curated record. The transcript has 2 exons. Lineage: Eukaryota; Fungi; Ascomycota; Sordariomycetes; Hypocreales; Nectriaceae.
AUGAGUAACAAGGAUGAUGAGGGUAUGAGGGCGACGAGAAAUAUCGGUCAACUUGCCAAGACAAGAUGGACUCUGUUUCAGCUGGAACCUGAGGUAUCGCCCUCGUGGGCAGUCGCCCACAAGCUCGAGGCGAUCGGACGCCUCCAAAUCUAUGUAUCAUGA